AUGAGUUGGUCAGAUUCAGAAGAAAAGGUGCGAUUUGGUGCAAUGGUGAAGGAGAGGUCGAAGAACAAGAUGCUUGAGUGUAUGGAGGAGAAGGACUAUGAGGGAUUUCAGUAUGCGAAGAAACACUACGAGCAUGCCAAUCAGUACUUGGAUAACCUCUUCACUUCGGAGUUCAACAAGGUGGAUGCCUGGCAAACAAACGAUGAUAGCUCCAACGACAGCAGCUAA
Molecule: messenger RNA, 228 nt
Organism: Rodentolepis nana
Lineage: Eukaryota; Metazoa; Platyhelminthes; Cestoda; Cyclophyllidea; Hymenolepididae
Source: the annotation of a GenBank genome assembly